Messenger RNA from Helobdella robusta, 1647 nucleotides. RefSeq lists its product as hypothetical. Gene Ontology annotation, cellular component: plasma membrane. The transcript has 12 exons. Bases 1 to 1647 code for a protein of 548 amino acids. The record is from RefSeq and is a predicted model, not a curated record. Lineage: Eukaryota; Metazoa; Annelida; Clitellata; Rhynchobdellida; Glossiphoniidae.
AUGACAGCUUUCAGUUGUAUCAGCUUCCUCAUUUUACUGCUUUUCAUCCAUCUUCAUCUCUUCCCGGGAACCGACGCCGCCGGCGAGACCUACAUUGGUUGCUACGGAUUCAUCGUGCACACGGAUGCAACGGUUGUUCGAAAUGUCAAGUCUUACCAGCAUUGCAAAGAUUUCUGCAUGGAAAAAACUUUGGCCUACAUUGCUCUGCAUAACGGAAAUGAAUGUUACUGCGUCGAACGUGCCAAGUAUCCCAUUGCUUCAUCCCAGUGCUCCAUGAAAUGUCCGGACAGAAAACACCAAUGUGGAAGCAGGCUCUACUAUUCUCUAUAUGCCAUCAAGACUCUGAAAGAUUUCGAACACUCCUUGAUUGAUAUCUUCUCAUUACUUCCUGUCAAAAGUACAAAAAUCGAGGCGAAAGAUUUUCUAACGACUGAGAUAUGCUUAACUAUGUGCCUGGAACUGAAGACCGAUAUAGCUCAGAUUACCAGUAAGGUUCGAUUUAAGCCGUUUGAAAACAAUAGCAGAUACUCUGAAGAUGAGUGUUUGAAUUUUUUAGUAGGUAUUGUGUGGUUGACGCAGUGGCAUUUGAUGCAGUAUGAUAGUUAUAGAGUUCAUUCUGAUCUGGAGUUCUAUUUUUCGAGAUUGGUUCGACACGACAGUUUUGAAAGAGAUGCUUUCGAAUGUUACUGUAGUUUACGUGUGGACCAAGUACCAGACUCUAAAAACGGAUUUUUUAAUGAAUCUGAGCCACAAAUCGAGAUACAGACGGGUAGCUUCGUCAUCAGCCAUUGCAGUUCUGGGGAUGUACUCAGUCCAAACUUUAGAUGCAGCGGUGGUUGUAAGACUGGGUGGACAGGGGGCUCGUGCAACGUAAGAGAGUGCAGUAAAAGCAAUGGUGACUGUGGAGUUGGUCUAGAUUGUAAAGAAACAACAGUGAAUGGUGUAAAAUAUUCGGAAUGCGUCUGCAAUCAAGGCCAAUACAGAAACAAGCUCUGGACUUGUGAGGUCGAUCGCAUCAAAGGGAUGAGAGUUAGACUGAACAAAACACUGGACUCAGUAACUGAAAAAAUGCUAGACAGUCUCGAGCCCUGCGGCGUUUUACCGAAAAUUGAAGGACAUUACUUUGAGGAUGACGUCAGUGGCGGCGUCGCCCAAACAAACGAUACGCUCUUGAAGGUUUUGAUCGUCGCUGUGUCAUUCCUUCUGUUCCUCUUACUGUCCAUUGGAUCCACAGUGGCUUUCGUAAGGAUGAAACAUCCAGAAUUCUACGAGCAUAAAGUCCAACAAGUGAAAAAUUUGAAAGCAAAAGUUGGCAGCAAACUGUCAAAAUCACCGAAGGUAUCACUAAAAGAAGAAGCCGAGCCAAAGGAAUCCAGAGAGGAAAAAGUUGCCAAAUCUAAAGAUGAUAAAAAGGCUGGAGUGGCAAAAAAUGUCAAAGCGCAAGGCGGAAAGACAGAUGCACAGGUUAAAGUCGCCAAAGUAGCACCUCCACCGGCUAAAGUCGCGAAAGCAACAGCUGCAUCGGCUAAAGUCGCGAAAGCUACUUCAAAAGCUUCUGCAGCAGCUCCAGCAGCAGCAGUACCUCCUGCUAAGUCAGUUGCUGAAGAAAGUGAUGAUGAAGAUGACGACGACGACGACGACGAUUGA